Phascolarctos cinereus (koala) is the source of this 3918-nucleotide messenger RNA. RefSeq names its product zinc finger protein 697 (gene ZNF697). Gene Ontology annotation, biological process: regulation of transcription by RNA polymerase II. Gene Ontology annotation, cellular component: nucleus. Lineage: Eukaryota; Metazoa; Chordata; Mammalia; Diprotodontia; Phascolarctidae. The record is from RefSeq and is a predicted model, not a curated record. Gene Ontology annotation, molecular function: RNA polymerase II transcription regulatory region sequence-specific DNA binding; DNA-binding transcription factor activity, RNA polymerase II-specific.
AGCCCCAGUAAGGAGUCAGCCCGCGGCGGCCGCUGCAGCCGCUGCUCAAGGGUAGGAGCUCCGCCGCCGGGGCAGCUGUGGGGUACUGCCUGCUCAGCCUCGCCUUCCCUUCCUUUACCCCUCCUCCUCCUCCUCCUGCAUCUUCUGUCCCCGCCGCCUCCGCGCAGCUUGUGAGAAAAGAUUCCCACCUCCCAGGAAGCAGAUGUACAGGCCUUAGCAAGCCAAAGGAAUCACUAAUUGCUUCUAAGGGUGGAGGACACUGGAAUCUCUGAUCAAUUCCUGGCCUGGUUUUCCUGGAUGGAACAAGAGGAAGAACUGGGUGUGUCUGAACUCCAGGACUCAGGGGACAGGGGGAUGGGCUCAGAUAUCGAGGACUCGGAGGAGAGGGGGAUGGGUUCAGACCUGCAGUACAUGGAUGAGAGAGAGGACGACUCGGAGGAGAGGGAGGUGGGCUCGGACCUGCUGGACGAGAAAUACAGAGAGGAGAACUCAGAGGAGAGGGAGAUGGUGACAGACAUCUACACAGAUGACAGGCUGCUCAGUGAGGAAGAAGAAGUGGCAGCUGUCCAUGAGGAAAAUGAAGAUGAUGUAGAAGAUCCUGAGGUGGUUGAGAUGGGGAUGUUCUCAGGACUAUCUGAGUCAGAGAGCAUAACCCAGAGUCCCAGGGAGGAGGAGGAGAGUGCUGGAGAGAGCCGACUGGAGGAGGAGGAAGAGACCCCAACCCUGCCGUGGAGGAGACGCCUCUCCAUAGGGAAGUGCCAACGGGAGGGCAACUCUGGUCAGCGCCGUUUCCAUUCUCUCCAUCACUCGAUGGCUGUAGACUUUGGGGAGCUCAACAGCUUGAUGGCUAGCAUCAUGGAAGCCCCCACCAUCUGUUCAGAUUGUGGUGAAAGCUUUAGCCCAGGCACAGCCUUCAUUCAGCACCAGCGCAUGCAUCGCCUGGCCCAAGCAGCUGCGGUGGCUGGUGUCCAGCCUUAUGGCUUUGCAACAGAAUGUGGGGGAGUAGUGGGCAUGGUGGGUUUGGGAGGUACAGGAACCUUGGGUUCUGUAUUGCCCCGGACCCCAGGAGAGAAGCCAUACCGAUGUGGAGAAUGUGGUAAAGGAUUCAGCCGCAAUACUUAUCUAACAAACCACCUCCGCCUGCAUACAGGUGAACGCCCCAACCUUUGUUCUGACUGUGGCAAGAGCUUCAGCUGGCGUGCAGACCUGCUCAAACACCGACGUUUGCACACAGGGGAGAAACCUUACUCGUGCCCUGAGUGUGGGGAGGCCUUCAGUCUCAGUUCCCACCUUCUGAGCCAUCGGCGGGCCCACGCUGCAGCUAAUGGAGCCGGGCCAGCGGUGUUGCGACCCUUUGCUUGUGGGGAGUGUGGAAAGGGUUUCAUGCGGCGCUCUCAUCUGGCCAACCACCAGCGUAUCCACACUGGUGAGAAGCCACAUGGAUGCGGUGAGUGUGGCAAGCGCUUCAGCUGGCGUUCAGACCUGGUGAAGCACCAGCGAGUGCAUACAGGAGAGAAACCCUACAUGUGCUCUGAGUGUGGUGAGACGUUCAGCGUCAGUUCCCACCUCUUCACCCACAAGCGCACUCACUCAGGUGAGCGCCCCUAUGUAUGCAGUGAAUGUGGCAAGGGAUUUGGGAGGAACUCACACCUGGUGAACCACCUCCGGGUCCACACUGGGGAGAAGCCCUUUGGUUGUGCAGAAUGUGAGAAACGCUUCAGUGACUUCUCUACCCUCACCCAACAUCAGCGUACCCACACUGGGGAAAAGCCCUACGCUUGUGUUGAGUGUGGCAAAAGCUUCAUCCAAAGCUCCCACCUCAUCCGCCACCGCCGCAUCCACACUGGAGAUAAGCCGCACAAAUGUGCCAGCUGUGGGAAAGGCUUUCGCUACAAAACCCACCUGGCCCAGCACCAAAAGAUGCAUCUCUGCUAGGACCAGCAGGGAAGGGUAUGGGCAGGGGCGGGUGGGGGAUAGUUACCAGAUUGGGAGUAAAUGUGGGGAGGGCACAUAUUCUCCUCCAAAACGGGGAGUCCCUGAGAAUUGGAUAUCCUCUGGGUAGGGAAGGGUUGAGUAGGGUUUUUUUCCUAGUCUUAUAAAAAAUUUCAGGAGAUUUGUAAUUGCCUCUGCUCCAUCUCAUGAGAAAAGGUAGUUGGAGUGAGCCAGUCCUUUAUUGAAUCCAGCUUUUACAAGUGGUUGUUUUAGGCUCACCAAGAAAGCGGAUGGGGGUGAGGAGAAGCAAGAGAGAAGUAUAGUAUUGAGAGGGGAGGAGUGAAAAUAGGGUAACAGCAGAUAGGGUCUUAAAUCAGGGAAGUAUGUGGUUAGUACUGAGGUGAAGGGAGGGGGAGAUAAAAACUACAGGAAGAGAAAUAAAGGCCAGGACUUGUUCCUGGUUUAGGAUCCUCCUGUAAUAGGUGAUGUACCUAGUGGUCCAUCUCCAUCCCCUCACGACCACCUACAAAUCCUUCCCCUUCAACUUUGUCUCUUGAGCCAAGGAAAGGAAAGUGUUCCAUCGGGACUGUGGAAGGGAAAAUUUUAUUUUCUCCGCCCAUCCCUUUUUUCUCUGGGCCAUAUUUAGCUGCUAUUUUGAGGCUUCCAGGGAAACUGGGGUGGAAAGUAGCACAUUUUAAGGGAGAAGUGUCUGUGGAGAGGAAGCCACUCCAUUACUUGCCUUCUGCUUUGCUUCCAGUUUUCUGGUAUCCUCACCCAGUCCUCAUGGAAGCCCUCUCCUCUACCCUGUGUACCAAAUAUUCCCAUCCUCUGUCCUGGAGUUUGAGUGCUAGGUCCAUGAUUUAUGUUAUAUUAGAUACACGUAUGUGACUUUAAAAGGAAGGGAAAACAGCGUUAGUCUAGAUUUGUGGGGUGGUUCUCCUCAGUACAGUGUAAUGCUUGCUUCCUCAUGUAAACAUCAGAUAAUCUUUGCAGUGGAAAACCAAAUGGCUUUUUCUACUAAUUUUGCUGACCCCUCUGAGAAUCCCAGGAAAGUAAAUGUACCGAGUCCAUUGUCCUUUGGUUCCUGUCCCAUUUUGCUUCUCAUUUCCUGCCUUCUUCAUUGAAAGUGAAGGAGAAACACUGGGCUUCAACCUCACCCCAGUCCAGCUUUCCUCCACUGUUAAUUCACAGAAGAAAUUAGAGGCUGUUCUCUAAAAGAAAAUCUGGUUUAUGGUACCCACAGUGGGCAGAGGUUGGGGAAAGUAUAAAUGCAAACACUUACCUAGCACCAGCAAAGACUGAAUCCUGUAGGUGCUGAUAAGAAUGCCAAAUAGCACUUUUGUACUUAGAAAGGUGCGUCAUCAUUUUUAUCAUAGCCACUCAUCACAUUGCUUGUGAGAUCCAUCAGUAUUAUGGCCGCUGUCUUAAAGAAGACUAAGGCAUUGAAAACUGGUCUUAAGAGAGGCUUGAGAGUAUAAAAUAGUCUAGUCUGGCCUCUUUGUUUUGUGUUUUGACUAGUGAGACAAUUGUUGCCUAUUUUAAGGGCUGUUUCUAAAUUCCUAUUUGGGAAAAUUAGGGCUACUCUAGAAAGGAGCAGGGAAGGUAUUCCCUCAUUUGUAAGACUGGCCUUUGGUAGCCAUGUGUUAACACUAAAGGAUUGUGGAUCAAGGGUGCUGUGCUAGAGUCUACCAUUCUCCCUUCCCUUCCCCAGAAAAGCCUUUAGAAUGGGAACAAGUAAGAAAUAAAAUGUGGCUUCUGAGCCAGUACCUUGUGUCUCCCAUAGAUCUACUUCACAGACAGACUCUGAUUUUUGGAAAUUCCAGCCUGGAGGAAGGAAGCUCCAAAAUUGUCAUUUUGGCCCUUUACAUUCUUGGCCAAAGGUUGUCUGUGGAUUUCCUUAGAAUUAAUAUACUCAAGGGCAGCUAGGUGGCGCAGUGGAUAGAGCACUGGCCCUGGAGUCAGGAGAACCCGAGUUCACAUGUGACC